Thunnus maccoyii (southern bluefin tuna) is the source of this 2264-nucleotide messenger RNA. RefSeq lists its product as uncharacterized. Bases 119 to 1849 code for a protein of 576 amino acids. Gene Ontology annotation, molecular function: protein binding. The transcript is spliced from 13 exons. The record is from RefSeq and is a predicted model, not a curated record. Lineage: Eukaryota; Metazoa; Chordata; Actinopteri; Scombriformes; Scombridae.
CGGCUCAGCCAAUCAGGCGUCACUACCGGAGUUACAGGUGGCAGCGAUAUGAUCCUGACCUCCCAUCCGCGGACACAGCAAGGGUUUUCUUCUCCGAGGGGUUGAUGUGUUGCAAAUAAUGGGGCGGCUUAAUUUUUACGUCCUUUGGUCUCUGCGUGACGCUCCACGCCAGUUCAUUAGCAAAUCCAACCGAAGGUGCUUUCAAGUCCACAUCCCGCUGCCUCUACCCAAGCAGCUGGUCAUCUUUUGUCUGGGAGAAUGGACAUGCAGUGAGACAACGAUCUCAGCAGAGGUUCUGGUCAGUGCAGAGGUUCAGGCCCAGAAAAUUGGGACUCUGACAUCUCAAGCAAGGUGCCUGACCUGGGAGGGAGACUGGAGCGCUGACAUUGUUGCAGUGGCAGCAGAGAGAGGCAGGAGAGGAGUCUAUGGCAAGAUUGUGCUCACAGUGUGUGGAGAGACGGAGGAUAAAGCCAGCGUCCUCAGCAGUACUCCACUGGUGCAAAGGAAACGUCUGUUCCCAGAACAGCACAAUGAUCUCUCCUGCACGUUACACCAAAGUGUCACAAAUGAAAUGAUAACUCCCAACUCCUCACACUUGGGGGAAAGCGUUUGCUAUGCUGAGAUCCAAGUUAAUAAAAUUGACACCAGCGAUUCUGUUGUGGGAGUUAAACCCUCAGUUUGGCCGACGGAUAAAACGCCCAGACGGACAGUUAUAAGUAAGAGGGGCCAUCUGACAUGGAGCUCUGAGGAUAUGGACAGUCUCACUGAGGACAUAGACCAAGCUUCAACCCCCAAGAGGAUGAGGCUGUCAAGGAUGAACAGCCAAGAGGAAAUGAUGGUGCAGAUAAAGAAUGAGAGCAGAGAAGUUUCAGUGUGUCCAUCAAAGCGCUGGAGCCAUUCGAUGUGUCUGAUUGACCCUCAAACAGCCAUCCUCAUUGGAGGGGAAAUUACAGAUCAAAACUACUGCAAGGACUCCCUGUGGAAGCUUGAGUUAGACAAUGAUUUCUGGUAUCCUAUGAACUCCUCUGUUUCUGGACCUGUACCACCAUGUGCCCGAGGACACUCUGCAACCUAUGAUCCAGACUCUAAGGCAGUCUUUGUUUAUGGUGGCCUGAGGGAGGGUCAUCGUUACAGUGAGCUGUACAUCCUUAACACUCUGACCUGGAAGUGGAGGCUUGUCACUGCAAAAGGGAAUGUUCCUACUCUGGCAUAUCACUCAGCAGUCUUUUAUAAGAAAGAGCUUUUUGUCUUCGGUGGAGUUGAGCCGAGCCACUCUGCUGGGGAGAAAUCCUGCAGUAAUGCUCUAUACAUCUUCAACCCAGAGUUUGAACUGUGGUACCAGCCCAUUGUGGAGGGAGACAAACCUCUGCCUCGGUUUGGACACUCGGCCACACUUCUCUCACAGAAGCUGAUAAUAUUUGGCGGCCGGAAGACUGCGACCUACCUGAACGAUCUCCAUUUUCUAGAUCUGGGAUUCAUGGAGUACACAGCUGUGAAGUGUGGGAACAUGCCACCACUGCCUCGAGGGUUUCACACAGCACUCCCAGUUUCAGACAACAGGAUUUUAGUCAGUGGAGGCUGCAGUGCAAUUGGAGCCCUGCAGGAUGUACAUAUCUUCAACACUGACACUAAUAUGUGGAAUUCAGUGGCAUCUUCUCUGCUUUGCUCCAAGCCGCGUGCUGGACACAGCAUGAUCAAUUUGGGCUGCUCCAUCUUAACGGACACUCAGAAGUACGAACAAGGUGAACGUGUCCACUGCACAUUGCUGGUGUUUGGUGGGUCAGACUGCUCUGGUACCUUCUACAGUGAUGUAGUCAAGUGCACAGUGGAGAUUCCUGCUGAUAAAUGAUGGUUUCAUCUGAGAAGAAAUCCAAACAGGACAGUUUUUGAUCUUUUUAAAACAGUGGACGAUGCUGUGAACUGACCUGAUCAUGUCACAGAAAAAUGACAGCAUCUUCAAGCGUAUUUGUCUGUAACAAUUUUUCUAUUUGAAUGCUUUUCCUCACAUAUGUGAGUUUUGUGUGAUAUAUCUGUUGCCUAUUCCUUCAUUGUAGUCUCUUUAAUAACAACCCAUACCUCCUCCACACAGGCAAUAUGCUGCAAGUGGUCGGCUGAGAGAUUAUUUGCGCUUUGCAUAACAAAUCUCUGAUCUGCAUGUUGUACACAUUACUCAUGUCCUUUAUCUCUUUGCUGGACUAUGUAAAACAGAUAAAGUCUUAAUUAAAAUUGAUAUCAAAAUGCUAAUAAAUGUUUUUAAUUCAAAA